CACACACACACACACACACACACACACACACACACACACACACAAGGCUAGCCGGCCAGCUAGCUCGCUAGCUGCAUAACACUCAUCAGCGUAAGCAUCCCGUUUUCUCCAGAUAUCCACCAUGGAUUUGAAUAAUAUCCUGUCGCAGCUUGAGACCGCCGACGGGGAGGACAUCGACAAGCUCCUGCAGCAGUAUAACCGAGAGAACAGUCACACCUUCGCCUUUGAACAAAAGGAGGAAGCCCUGCGGAGUAAGCUGUGUCAGAGUGUGUUGACAGUCCUCGGGAGACAGGUGCAGCCCAGCUGUCAGAAGACAUGCCUGGAGACGCUCCGCAUCCUGUCCAGAGACAAGCGUGUCCUCGCUCCUGUGGCCACCAGAGAGGGCAUGCUGAUCCUGGGAGGGAUGGCGAGGCUGCACGUCGGAGAGGAAGGAGGCGACACGAACGAGAAAAGCUGCCAGGAAGAUGCCCAGUCAGAGGAGGAAGAGAGGGUGGUGGUGGAGGCCUUGAAGUGCCUAUGCAAUGUUGUGUACAACAGUCCUGCAGCUCAGCAGGUCAGUGUAGACGUGCAGCUGGCUCACGGUCUGUGUGCCAGCCUGCGCACCGCCCGCACGUGGCACCACGAGGUGGGCCUGUUCACGCUGCGCCUCCUCUUCCUGCUGUCUGCCCUGAGACCUGACGUGAGGGCCGUUUUGAGGAGGGAAUGCCACGCCCUGAGGCUACUGUCAGAGGUGCUGGAGCACACGCUGGAUGUGCGCUGGGUCGGUCCCUAUGAAGCCGCCCGUCCAGAUCCACAGGCCCUGCCGAUGCCUGCACAGGAUAAUGAGCGCGCGAUGGAGGCGCUCAAGGCCUUGUUCAACCUCACGCUGUCUUACACUGGUGGUGAGGAGGACGACCACCAGUUCAGACUCAUCGCUGCCAUCCUGCGUCAUUUGUUGAUGCUGAAGACAGAGACGGAGGACAAAACGGAGGAAGCACACAGCCAUGCCGUCAACCUGCUGAAUAACCUGCCUGUGUCCUGCCUGGACGUGAUAAUCGACUUGCCUGUCCAGGGCGGACAAGAGAAAUAUGGUGGGAAAAACAUGGAUGCAGUCCAGAAGUUACUGGACUUCAUGGAGAAAAGGAUUGACAAGCAGGGCUCCAACUACAAAGAGGGUUUGACUCCGGUGCUCAGCCUUCUGACUGAAGGAUCCAGAUACCACAGGGAGAUCCGCAGAUAUAUCAAAGCUCAGGUACUUCCCCCACUGAAAGAUGUGAAGAUCAGGCCAGAGAUCGGCACCACCACCAGGAACAAGUUGGUUCGCCUAAUGACACACGUCGACAUGGGUGUGAAGCAGACGGCUGCAGAGUUUCUCUUUGUCCUCUGCAAAGAAAGCGUAGACAACCUGUUGAAGUACACAGGAUAUGGAAACGCAGCGGGACUCCUGGUGGCUCGAGGACUUCUUGCAGGAGGGAGAGGAGAGACUCAGUACUCUGAAGAUGAAGACUCGGACACAGAGGAAUACAAAACUGCAAAACCCUUCAUUAACCCCAUCACCGGCCACGUGGAGGAGCCGAUGCCGAACCCCAUCGAAGAGAUGACAGAGGAGCAGAAGGAGUGCGAAGCCCAGAAACUUGUCAACAUGUUUGACAUGUUGUCAAGGCAGAAUGUGAUCCGGCCAAUGGGGGUCAGGCCUGAUGGGACGUUAGCUCCUCUUGAGGAAACUCUCUGUGAUCCACAUGAGGACAACUCAGAAUCGGACUCUGAUUAGCGCACUGCACAUCGAGGCCACAUGUUCCAGGCUGAGCUCACCAUGCCCCAACACAUCUAAAGCUGUGUCCCAUUUCAAGGUCUGGAUCCUUCGAAGGGCAGUGCCCAGGAAGGUGGGGCCUUCAGAGGAGCGAGGCUGAACCUGAGUUUACUGUCACAGAAAGAGCAGAAGUCAGUCAAAGGAGCUACAUGCUGUACUGAUGUCUCCCAGCUAAUCCCACUCUGUUAACUUAAAAUGGAUCGGAAGAUAUCAGUACAAUGUGUAGAUUGCCGGUCAAGACUACUCAAACCCAAAAUGAUGGACUAUCACCAGGAAGUUGCCUUAAAUAGAUUUAGGUUUAGAUAUUAGUAGUUUUGUUUAACCAACAUGGAACAAACUGCUAAAUAAAUAAUGCUAAUAGUAAAUAUGUCCAUAUAACUUGUGUUUAUCUGUAAGUUUAUGUCAGUCAUCCAUUAUUUAAAUGUGUGUUUUGGUUUAAAUUAAAUAUAUUUACAGUGACUGAUAAUCUGGCAAAUAUGACAAAAGUCACCUGAACACAUAAUUUUACAAAUGAAAGCUGUGCAAAUGAUUGUGGGAUACAGAGGGAGGUCUUUUUGGUCAUCUCUAAGAAGAACAUAGUGAGAUGAGUAAAGCUUCCUCGUCGGCCAAUUAUGACUUACUCUGUGUAGAAAUGUGACUUCUGAUCAUUCGGCCCUGAACUGGGACACAGCUCGACAUGUCACAGGACACUAUCGAGGCCCCGACGCAGCUGUAAGCCAAAGUGGACGUGGACAGAAAGACUCUGCAGUGGCAUCAUAAUGCAUAGAAGGCCUCCGUGGUUACUGUUGCACCUUUAUCUUUUAUUUUAUUGCUCCCUAAGUUGAGAAAAUAGAGGUAAUAAUAUAAUUCUGCUGGAUCGUGUGUUUCUCACUUGAAGAAAAGUUUUUAAAGUAAUUGGAUCUGAAUCAUUCCUUCACCUGUGCUUUUGUUUCUCACUUUUUUAAGUUUCUCUUUGCGUUUUUCGAUGAUAGUGCGCCUAUUUCUUGGUUUAAAAUCACGUGGCCUGUCCAGUACGGACCCUAGGAUUGAUGUAUAUUUAGAAGUCUGGCAGUGUCAGUGUGGGUAGUUUUUAACUUGCAGCUCACAGCGAGUCUACACGGGGGUUGUGUAAUUAUCGCAGAUGUUUCGCACCCGUUAGUUGCCAAGGAAACUUUCUGAAUUCAGGGACAUGAAACUUUUGAUUUAAAAUCAAGACUUAAGAUGGAAAGAUGCAACAUUUUCCUGUGGUGGGUGGGUGAUAGUUAACAGAUUGUUUCUGCCUCUUUUGGACUCUUGACAAAGAAAUGUGUAAACUGCAACAACUGUUUUCUUAUCCACGUUACUUUUGCCAAAAUCUGCAUGAUGUUGAAUCAAUUCUUGGUGAUGUGAUUUUUUUUUUUUUUCUAGAUUGAAAUUUUAUAUAAAUCUACAUAUAAAUUUAGUGUAUGUACUGUAUAAACUGAAUAAUAUUUCUUUAUGUUGGUACAAUUUAAUUUAACAUAAAAAAGCUGCCAGUCCUGAAAUCACAGAUCAGAUUCGGCCCCUGAACUGAAUGUUCUGGUUUAUUGAUGCAUUUGUUGU
Messenger RNA from Larimichthys crocea (large yellow croaker), 3349 nucleotides. RefSeq names its product RIC8 guanine nucleotide exchange factor B (gene ric8b). Gene Ontology annotation, biological process: G protein-coupled receptor signaling pathway. NCBI's taxonomy places the organism in Eukaryota, Metazoa, Chordata, Actinopteri, Sciaenidae. Gene Ontology annotation, molecular function: guanyl-nucleotide exchange factor activity; G-protein alpha-subunit binding. Gene Ontology annotation, cellular component: plasma membrane; cytoplasm. The record is from RefSeq and is a predicted model, not a curated record. The coding region runs from base 122 to 1750 and encodes 542 amino acids. The transcript has 10 exons.